This is a messenger RNA of Populus euphratica (Euphrates poplar), 3397 nucleotides long. RefSeq names its product lysine-specific demethylase JMJ25. Gene Ontology annotation, molecular function: transcription coregulator activity; histone H3K9 demethylase activity; chromatin DNA binding. Gene Ontology annotation, cellular component: histone deacetylase complex; chromatin. Bases 235 to 3153 code for a protein of 972 amino acids. NCBI's taxonomy places the organism in Eukaryota, Viridiplantae, Streptophyta, Magnoliopsida, Malpighiales, Salicaceae. Gene Ontology annotation, biological process: regulation of transcription by RNA polymerase II. The transcript is spliced from 14 exons. The record is from RefSeq and is a predicted model, not a curated record.
CACAGUAGUCUGAACCUUAAAACCGGAAACCGACAGCAAGGCAAAACAGUUGUACAGUUCUACUGCUGGUGUGUCUGGUCUGUGAAACACAAGCCGUCCACUAAAAAUUCUGCUAAAGUCACUCUUCCUAGCUUAUACUAUAAUGAAGAGCAGUAUUUCUCUGGCUCAUAACUCUCGUUUCCCUUCUUUAUAUACAUUAUUAUUUCACCCACAAAACCGUCUCUCUCAGCUAUAAUGGAUCACCCACGAUCAUCCUUGGCUAAUGGUGAGGAGAAUGGUGGUGGGAUUCCUGAUGACUUGCGCUGCAAGAGGUCAGAUGGGAAACAGUGGAGAUGCACUGCCAUGUCUAUGCCAGAUAAAACUGUUUGUGAGAAGCAUUAUAUUCAGGCGAAGAAGAGGGCAGCUAAUUCUGCCUUGAGAGCCAGUCUGAAGAAGGCCAAAAGAAGAUCGCUGGGUGAAAGAGAUAUUUACUUGGAGAGCAAGAGUGAUGAUUUUGAUAUACCACUUGUGAACAUGAAAGUUGAAGAGGAACAACCGUCUUUUGUUCCAUCAAAGAGGCACACGGAGAAAGUACCAAAAAGUCAGGCUCGCUAUUCUCCUGAAACACAUAUAAGGAGUUUGUCUGGUCGGAAUUCUCAAAAACUAAAUGAUGAUUCUCGAAGAGAUAUCAAGUUUGAAGAGAAUCGGAGGUCAUAUAAGACGCCUCCUCUUUUAACUAUGGAUUCAUCCAAGGGUAUAUCACAAAGAAGCUUUGAUGCCAGUGCUAUGACAGAAUACUCUGAUGCAAACACAGAUUCUUCUGAAGACAUUGGUGGACAAACUUGUCAUCAGUGCCGAAGGAAUGACAGAAAUAGAGUUAUUUGGUGUCCCAGAUGUGACAAGAGAGGUUUUUGUGAUAACUGUAUCUCUGAAUGUACUUCUAGGUACUCGGACAUUCCACAGGAAGAAAUUGAGAAGGUUUGUCCUGCAUGUCGUGGGAUCUGCAAUUGCAGGAGUUGCUUACGAGGAGAUAAUAUGGUAAAGUUGCAGGCGAGAAUACGAGAGAUACCUGUUCUAGACAAAUUGCAAUAUCUCCACUGCCUAUUAUCUUCUGUGCUUCCUAUAGUUAAGCAGAUCCAUCAUGAACAAUGCUUUGAAGUAGAGCUGGAACAGAGGCUGUGUGGAACUGAUAUAGAUCUUGUCCGGGCCAAAUUGAAUGCUGAUGAGCAGAUCUGCUGCAAUAUAUGUAGGAUACCAAUCAUUGAUUAUCAUCGGCAUUGUGCAAAUUGCUCAUAUGAUCUGUGCCUCCAUUGCUGUCAAGAUCUUCGAGGAGCAUCAAAACAUGGUGUUGGAACUGAAGUGAAUGAAAACCAUAUUAAAAGGAGAAUUCAAGACAAAGUGACCCUAUCAAAAUUUGUGAUAGACUCCCGAGGAAGAAUAAAUUUAUCAGAUAAGUACCAAGGCUGGAAGGCAAACAAUGAUGGCAGCAUUCCAUGCCCUCCAAAGGAGCAUGGUGGUUGUAAUUCCUCAUCAUUGAACCUAAGCCAUAUUUUCAAGAUGAAUUGGGUAGCAAAACUUGUGAAAAAUGUGGAGGAAAUGGUCAGUGGCUGCAAGGUCUAUGAUGCUGACACUCCACAGAAAUCUGGGUUGAGUGAUUCCACACUCUGCCAGUAUGCUCAUAGAGAUGAUAGUGAUGAUAAUUUCUUAUAUUGCCCCUUAUCUGAAGAUAUAAAAGUUGAUGGGAUAAACAAGUUUAGAAAACAUUGGGUCAGAGGCGAACCUGUUAUUGUGAAGCAGGUAUUUGACAGCUCAUCCAUAUCAAGCUGGGAUCCAAUGGCCAUAUGGAAGGGGAUCCGGGAAACAUCAGAUGAGAAAAUAAAAGAUGAAAACAGAACAGUGAAGGCCAUAGAUUGCUUACACUGGUCUGAGGUUGAUAUUGAACUUGAUCAGUUUAUCAGAGGAUACUCUGAGGGACGAAUCCGGGAAAACGGUUCACUAGAGAUGUUGAAGUUGAAGGAUUGGCCUUCCCCCAGUGCUUCUGAAGAGUUCUUAUUAUACCAGAGACCCGAAUUUAUCAGUAAACUGCCUUUCCUUGAAUUCAUCCAUUCGAGGUUGGGUAUUUUAAAUGUUGCUGCAAAGUUGCCCCAUUACUCUUUGCAGAAUGAUGUAGGACCUAAGAUUUGUAUAUCAUAUGGGAGCCAUGAGGAACUCAGUGUGGGCAAUUCCGUAAUCAAUCUUCAUUUCAAAAUGCGUGACAUGGUAUACUUAUUGGUGCAUACAUGUGAAGCAAAGGCAAAACAUUGCCAGGAGAAUGGCUCAUUUGACCCAGAAAAGAGCUUGGAGGAGGGAAGGUUGCCUGAAAUAUCACUUGGUGGGCGUAAUAUACAAGAUGAAGUGAAGACAGCUGCAGAAAAGAAUGAGAAAAUGGAGGAUGAAGGGGUUGAUAAUACCACUAGCAUUGAAGAGCUUGAGAGAAUUGAAGAUCAAGGGGCUGAAAGAACCACCAGUGUCCCAGGGGUUGAGAGAACGGAAACCAUUAGAACGGAAGAGGUUGAGGGAAUGGAGGGUCAGCAGUUGAGGAAAAAUCAUGAUGAUAUCCCUGUAGAGAUUCACACAGGAGUUAGUUGGGAUGUCUUUCGUCGGCAGGAUGUUCCUAAGUUAACUGACUAUUUGCGAACACGCUGUGAGGACCUUUGGAAGCCUGACAAUGCAGUGCAUGAUUUUGCCACACAUCCCCUUUAUGAUGGAACAGUUUUCCUAAAUGGGUUUCAUAAGAGACGAUUGAAAGAAGAAUUUGGAGUUGAACCAUGGUCAUUUGAACAGCACCUGGGGCAAGCUGUAUUCGUCCCUGCUGGCUGCCCUUUCCAAGUGAGGAAUCUUCAGUCCAAUGUUCAGUUGGGUCUUGAUUUCUUAUCUCCUGAGAGUUUGGGGGUGGCUUCUAGAUUGGCAGAAGAAAUUUGCUGUCUUCCAAAUGAACAUGAAGCAAAACUUCAAGUUUUGGAGGUGGGUAAGAUGUCACUCUAUGCUGCUAGUUCAGCCAUUAAAGAAGUCCAGAAAUUGGUGCUUGAUCCUAAGCUUGGAGCAGAAAUUGGAUUCGAGGAUCCUAAUUUAACUGCAGCAGUUUCUGAGAACUUGAAGAAGGUUGCUAAGCCAAGACAGAUAAGUUGUGCUUAAAUUAGUGUACAUUAUUAGUGAUUUAGACAUAGAAAAAUAAUUUUUUAAGUGGCUGAGAUGCUGCCUGAGGGAAUUUAAAUGUAUAAAUGUAAAUUAUGUUUUUUUCAGAUUAUGGCAGUUGUAACAGCAAAGUUUAAGUAAAAGCUAACUAGUUUUAGGUCAUUGCUGUUUGAUUGAGGUUUUGGAUUGUUUACUUUUUACUCUUAUCAUAUCUGAUAUUGAAAUUCAAGUAACUUUGGUCUUA